Molecule: messenger RNA, 2948 nt
Organism: Oncorhynchus gorbuscha (pink salmon)
Lineage: Eukaryota; Metazoa; Chordata; Actinopteri; Salmoniformes; Salmonidae
Product: tubulin polyglutamylase ttll6-like
Exons: 7
Coding region: 1-828 (275 amino acids)
Biological process (GO): microtubule cytoskeleton organization; protein polyglutamylation
Cellular component (GO): cilium
Molecular function (GO): tubulin-glutamic acid ligase activity; tubulin binding
Source: RefSeq, a predicted model, not a curated record
AUGGAGCUGUGCAGGAAGAACAUACUGGCUUGCAACAUUUACGGCAUGCUGAAGAGGUUCCCCAAGGAGUACAACAUCUUCCCCCGCACCUGCGACUUCCAGGCCUACACCAGGGCCAAGAAGCACAAGAUACGAUGCACUGAUACGGGGAAGGUGUGGGCUGACAUCGAGGAUGUGGUGAUCAAGGCUCUGGUCUCAGCCCACUCAGUGCUCCAGCACAGCUACCACACAUGCUUCUCGUACCACGCCGCCUCCAACACCGCCACCGGGGCCUACUUCGAGAUCCUGGGCUUCGACGUGCUCAUCGACUACUGCCUCAAGCCCUGGCUGUUCGAGAUCAACCACUCCACUAGCUUCAUUACAGACUUCAGGCUGGACAGAGAGGUGAAGGACAGGCUGCUGUAUGACAUGAUGGUGCUGAUUAACCUGGGGGCCUGUGACCGACGCAAAGCUACUGAGGAAGAGAGGAGCAGGAUCAGAGACUGGCUGCAGCACAUCCGCUCCAAGGAGACACAGUGUGAGAGCAGUUGCAGGAGCCCCAUGAGAAACAUAGCCAGAGCAGGUGUAAGAGACUGGGCCUGCUGGGGGAGUCAGCAGGAGACGAGGGUAAAAUCCACAAAGCACCCCUCUGCCCCAUCCAUCCCAAUCCUCUGGCCUGCUCCGCUCACUUCCUCCCAGGGUGACCCAGGCGCUGAAGGAGGGGGAGGAGGGGGAGGAAGAUCAUCUCAGGGGGCUGCAGCUGAGGGCCAGCCUGCUCAGAGACCUGGGCAGACCAGGUGUUCGUCACAGUGCCACCUAUUGUCAAGACUGACUUACGGCCAUAGAUAGGCAACAUGGCAGCCUAGGACAGACUGGCCAUAAUGCAUAAGGGUGGUGAUUGAGAGACCUUGGACAUCAUUGCUUCUGUGACCGACAUGGAUAGGACCGUGAGGUCUCCUCCAGAAAUGCAAUUCUCCAUCCCCUUUGGUCCCAAUAAAAGCUGACACCAUUCCUGCGGGUUGUGCCUCACAGGCAAUUUUAAUGAAGGUAAAUUGCUAACUAAUUUAUCCAACAAAUAACUGCUUACAAAUGUAUUUAGUCAUUUCAUCCAAGGGCACGAUGACCACUCAUGACUACUCAUGAUUUAUUAUUCUAAUACAAUAUUGUUGACUUUGCAACAACUUUUUAUUUUAGUUCCUUUCCCAAUGCUGAUACUACUGUUAUAUAUAAUGUGACCUCGAAGGUCUUGGUAGACAGUCAUAUUUAGUCAGGCAAAUACAUGAUCACAACAGAGCUGCAGAGAUGAACCCUAGACAGAAGAACCUUCACAAAUGGCUGCUCUUCCCCUUGGUGUCCCGCCAACAUAAGCUGUAUUCAGACAGACUAAUCUCUCCCUAUACUUUGUUAAGCACCUGUGCAGGUGUGGAGACCACAGGGUAAUCUAUGCCACUUCUGGCCUUUAGAAAUCAUCUGCCCAGUCAUUAUGAGUGCUUAGUUAAAAGCAAUCAAUCUAGACUGAUUUCAUUUGAAAGGACCAUAGGUUUAAAAACUUCCGUUGAACUUAAUUUGGUUACCUUAAUGCACCACGAAAUGUACUAUACAGUAGCAAGCGCUUAUAGUGCGGCAGUUAUUGGUUUGUUUUUGUUCUUUAAGUGCCAAAUUGAUUUUUCUGUGAACUGUAUCCAUAUCACUGUAAAAGUUAUUGCUUCCAAAAAGACGUGCAAUAAAACAUUCUUACACAUACUGUAAUAUAUUCUAAACCGCUCCUGUAGGUAAAUCAUUAAAGUAGUGUUUGAUCUGCAUUUGAGAAGGGUGACCUCGCCAAGUUUUAAGACUUGCGAAGUAGGAUCAGCCUUUGUUUUCCAGUAGCCCAGUUUAUCACCUUUUCAAGGGACAGACUUGCAAAGAAACAGUUGUCUGGAUACUCAGUUUUUGGGACCACAGUAUAGAAAGAGUGUUGUUCUGUUCUUCUUCUUGAUAACAGCACAGGUUGAGUUGGAGCAGAGUGUGUUGCCCUGAUGGUCAACUUGGUAAACCAGUCUCCAGAUUAUCAGGGCUGUGUUCCAAUUGGUUGGUUUUGUGUCUAUCUCAGCGGAGGGUGAACUCUUCCAUCCAUGUUUCUGUUUUACAAUGUUAACAGAGCUUCAUUACAAACAUUGUUUUGGGGAUUUCUAUCCAAAACAUUUUAUUACCACUCCACUAACCAUUUACAAGAUGUGGAGGGUUGUUGUGCUUUGCAGUUUCACGUAAUGGCACACAGCUGCAAAUGUGUCCAGCAGUAGGCUAAAUCAUUUGUUUUCAGCUUCAAUGAUAGUUGGAUAUUUUGAUAUUGUUUUAUUCCUGGAAAUACAGUAUAAUAUUACUUUGAUUAUGGCAUACAUCGGUGAGGGCUUCUAUUAGUCAUGUUAACCAUUCUGUCCAUCGCUCUGCCCUUUUUUAAUCUGUUCAUCAUUAUCUUCUUAUCUCAUGAUGUUUUGGCCUGUGCUAUAAUUGCUCUAUUUUUAGACUGGUAAGAACAUGCAGCUUCUGAAUGUGUAAUACAAUCUGUAAUAACAGGGCACCUUAAUGUCAAUAAAUAGCAAUAAUGUAAUUGAUAGCCUCCAUGUCUACAGUCUGUCUGGGAUUACUGCUGAAUCAGACAAAGAACCACGUACAGUAAUCUAAACAAGGUAUUGCUGCCCUAGACCAAGGAACUGUUAACAGAUAAGACACAGUUAUAUGAUUAGAAUAUAGGUUCUAUGUGUGCAAUUGAACCAUUCAAAAGUAUAUUGACAAUGUAGAUUGAUUUUAGUUUAUUUAAUUUACUUUGUAAAAGUAUGCUUGACAGAGUAAUAUAGGUCAUUGUUGAUACAAACAAGUGUAAUCAAUCACAAUUUGCUCUUUUAAAAUAUUGAACAAGAGAUUUCUCAUAAAUAUGUAUUAACUCAAAUAUUUCAUCACAUAUUCCGAAAGGUGGAAAAGAAAAUCUU